This is a messenger RNA of Ziziphus jujuba (common jujube), 1717 nucleotides long. Its product is annotated as non-specific lipid transfer protein GPI-anchored 10. The record is from RefSeq and is a predicted model, not a curated record. NCBI's taxonomy places the organism in Eukaryota, Viridiplantae, Streptophyta, Magnoliopsida, Rosales, Rhamnaceae. The coding region runs from base 176 to 841 and encodes 221 amino acids. The transcript is spliced from 3 exons.
GAAGCAAAACAAAUGACUAGCCUAGAAGCAUAAAAAGCCAAAAGAAAGUUCAGUCUUUGGGCUUAAUGUGUACAGCAUGCUAUAUAAUUAGUUACACAGAGAGAGAGAGAGAAAGAAGGCAAAAUGUGCAUGGAGAAUAACACACACCAUACAUGCAACAAUUCACACUCCAAACAUGCUCAAUCAACUAUUUUUACCACCUUGGUCUUUUCUCCACAAACAAAAAAGCAAAUCAAUGGCUUCUCUUCGCUACUUUCACCAAUUUGCUGCUCUUCUUCCUUCUCUGGUUCUAGCAAUAUUCUUUUCCACCAUUUCCCUUCCAUCUUUCACUUUUUCGCAAGUCCCAAGCCCCAGCAUAGCACAAUGUGCUCCUCAGCUCCUUCCGCUGGCCUCAUGCGCACCGUUUGUUCAAGGCACCGCUCAGUCCCCCACCGUGCCCUGCUGCAAUAAUCUCCGGCAAAUCUACAACCAGCAGCCAAAGUGUCUCUGCCUUUUGCUCAAUGACACCACCUUGAGCUCAUUUCCUAUCAACUCCACACUUGCCCUGCAGCUGCCUCUUCUUUGCAGCCUCCAAGCAGACAUGUCUACUUGUUCAGGGGUUAGUGUUCCUCCUCCUCCUACUUCACCCGGAUCUCAAGUUUCCCUUGGGACAAACCCCCACACCACCGCUGGUUCGAACUCUACUGUUGCUGCUUCUCCAACAUUUCAAACUGCACCAAGACCCAGCAUUACGGGAUUGGGAUUUGGCAACAGUGCCAGCAACAAACCGAAGACUGGUGGUGGCUAUAUAGUGGUGAUGAUGGCUAUGAUGAUGGCUUCUCUGCUCAAAGAACUUCUCUAAUCAAUCUGAUUAAUAAAAUAGCAUAACAGUGUGCUUAGUGUUUUUUAUGUAUGUUUAGGAUUUAUUAGUGGUGACUUAGGAAUUUACUGAAUAUGAUUUGAUUUUAAAAUAUUACAUUUCUAAUUACUUAAAACAUACAGCAGCUUUUAAUAUCUUCUGGAACAUUAAAAUCUGAAUAAAAAAACCCAGCAACUUUAGCAGACUAAAAUUUGUCUAUCUUAGCCAACUUUACAAUAUGAGAAGAUAUAAAUUGACAACCAAAUUACGUAAUUGUGAAGCUAAAUUGCAGCAACAGCUAAUUUACUUAUUAUCACAGAUCAUACUUGCAUGAAAUUCAGAAAGUUAAGCUUAUUAUCACAGAUCAUAUUUGCAUGAAAUCAACAAAAUUAAGCUGACCAUCAUGAUACAACUCUAGCAAAACAUAAGAGUGCAACAUUUAACUUUUACAAGAUAGUAAUUGAUGCUCAUUUUGCAAGGCUUUUGAAAAUCUUACCUAGCCAAAACUUUUAAGACUUUUUUUUUUUUUUUCCAUAUAAUAUGUCUUAGAAUAGUACUACAUAAAAAUGAAACACCGCUGCUCUGCCUACAUGUUUUUAUCCUUCAGUCUGAGUUCCAAUAUCAUUGGAAAGUCUCAACAAUGAGAAAACAGCAGAAAUCAAAUUGACAGGCAUUUUGAAAAUUUUUUUCUCAGAUCAAAUGCACAUCAAUAACUCUUGUAUCGUAUUUCACAAGAUUGUAUAAUAAAGUAAGCUAAAGCUUAUAAAUGGAAACAUCAUCUUACAAAUUGUGGACAAUACCAUCUUUUGAUUGUUUCUUUGCCUAGGCUGGUAUUUUUCAAUAUAUCAUAUGUAAAGGUUGUUCAUUCUGCUAUAGAAA